CGUUCAAGCUCCAACGCCUGCCAAAAAUGAACCAGCUCGUCGUGAUCACCAGAAGUUUGCUGCCGCUACGCCUACAAAUGAUCCACGCUCAUCUGCACCGUUGAGAAGUCUCCGCACGGAGUCUGGACGGGUUACCUAUCCGCUGAUCUAUGUUUCCCCAGCGGGUUCAAUCUCUGUCAUCCUCUCGCAUGCUAUCAUCAUUGAGAUGUCAAUUGAUCGAUGUGUUCGCGUCGUUUGUCAUGACAACUUUGCUGCGUUUGUGAAUGGCCGAGGCACUGCAUCGUGCAUUUUACAUAAGAAAGCUCGAAUGCUUCACACGAGGGAUAUGGUCUACACAAAAUUCUCUUCCACUAAUGAUCGAUUGGCAGUAAUCGGUGAUGAAGGGAUAUUGUUUUCCAUGAGUCAUUUGAAUGAAGCAUAUUUGGUGUCGAGUCACAUUAAAGUUAUAUUUCCAAAUUUUGCAAUAAUUCUCACAGUAGACUAUAAAUGUCGUCCGUUAUCGAAUGAGUAUUCGAUAGUUAUGUAG
Strongylus vulgaris is the source of this 526-nucleotide messenger RNA. NCBI's taxonomy places the organism in Eukaryota, Metazoa, Nematoda, Chromadorea, Rhabditida, Strongylidae. The record is from the annotation of a GenBank genome assembly.